Molecule: messenger RNA, 684 nt
Organism: Mesorhabditis spiculigera
Lineage: Eukaryota; Metazoa; Nematoda; Chromadorea; Rhabditida; Rhabditidae
Source: the annotation of a GenBank genome assembly
AUGUACGAGAUUACACCUUUCCGAUUAUGGAUCUUCCCGAAGAUCCACGUGUGCGCUGAUAUUUUAUCCAUCAUUUUCAACAUAACCUUGCUGGCCGUAAUUUUGACAAAGACUGCUAAAACGUUCAGAAGCUAUGCGGUUGCGUUAUUUUGCGUCUCGAUGCAAGAACUUUGCGCUGCGGUGACUUCAGAAUAUGCCAUGGUCAGCGUGCUCGCCAUGACCCUCUGGGUGACCCUGCCAAUGUUUCCGUGCUACGCUGUCUCCCAUUAUUAUCGACAAAAGUUCUUGAUAGAUAUUCGAAAAUCGGCAAUGUCUGAAGCGACGAAAAAAGCGCAGCAAAAGAUUGUUCAGAGCCUCACCAUCCAGGCCAUACUGCCACUUUUUCCGAUGUGUAUGGCUGGAGGGUACAACUAUAAGCAAUUUAAAUUGCCCUACUACGAAUACUUCCCCUACUUCGAAGAGUGGGCAAUGUUAUCGGUAACGAUCGUCAGCGCUAUAAACCCGCUACUAACGAUGUUUUAUACUAUGCCAUAUCGGAAUGCUAUCAUCAAAAUGGGCAGAUCAAUUGUGAAAAUUUGCAAAAAGCGGCCCGAAAAAUACGAGGAUGGCGAGAAACCAACUCCCGGAUCUUCUGUGGCUCCUGCCACCUCUGGGCCAACCAGCUAUGGCGACAAGACCUUCUAC